Messenger RNA from Stylophora pistillata, 3135 nucleotides. RefSeq lists its product as uncharacterized. Gene Ontology annotation, biological process: meiotic cell cycle; male meiosis I; mRNA stabilization. Gene Ontology annotation, cellular component: cytoplasm; nucleus. NCBI's taxonomy places the organism in Eukaryota, Metazoa, Cnidaria, Anthozoa, Scleractinia, Pocilloporidae. The record is from RefSeq and is a predicted model, not a curated record.
UUGUAAUAUGGAGAAAUAAUGGCGUUUUCCGCCCAGACAGACCAUGGGCAAAAUGAACGUAAAGAUGCAGUUUUGUGCGAAAUUGGGAAAGAAACAUCGAAAGAUAAGGGAAAGUUUGUCCCGAACCCCGCUGCCAAGCCGUUUGUACCUUCCAACUUGAAUUCAACAUUGGGUCACUCAAACAGGACAUGGACAACUAUCGAAGGACAACAAUCAAGGGUUUUUAAUCUUGGUGGAAACAUCACCAAUUUGAAAGCUGCAAGGCACAAUGUGAUUGUCACACAGCCAUACAUGAAAGGUCCUCAUGGUACAGAUUAUGCCAGUAGCAGUGGAAUCCCUAAAGAAGAACCUAGGACACCUACAACCCCUCAAUCUAACAAUCACAUAGCUUUUCACCUUGUUUCUAAAGUUCUGGAAGAUGAAAGCAUUUUUAAUUUUACAAGCAUUGAGGAACCAAAUCCAGGUGUAGAGCCAUUCUCACCUCUUUCUCUCAUACAUCCUGAUAGUUUUGAUGUCACAUCUCAUUCAUGGCCCCUUUCAGUGGCACCCAAUGGUCCCAUUCCAGUUCCUGCACCAACACCCAAUCACAGCAAUGUAGCAGCUAGAAACUUUGGUUCUUUUCCAGGUCAAACUAUUUGGUCAUCAGAAGUGAUUGCUCAUAGCACCCCACCUUUGUCACCAGUUGAUUUGUCCCCACCUUCAAGUUUGACUAAUUCGUCACUGGGAACUACCCCUCCAUUUCCCUCAACACCAAUAAUUCCAGCAAGUUCUCUGACCAAUUCAUCUGGAAGUACAUCACCGAUUGUGAAUGGUUAUAAUGAUGAACUCUCUCCCUUCCCAUCCCCAACUGGACAGCAGUUUUGUUCACAGGAUACCUUGCCUACUGUGUUCAUGCCAAUUAAAGAUGUGUCUACAGGAGGCAAGGGAUGGAACUCUUCAGAAUCUGGCUACUAUUCAAGUAAUGGCUCCAGUCGUCGUUCUCAACCCUCUCCAGGUUCAGCCCCUGGACUUGCACAGUUCAUUUCUUCUCCUAAGCCACGCCCACAGUCUCUGAAUCUAACCAAUGGCCACCAUUAUUGUAGUUCACCCAGUAUGUCCCCUUCCUCACCACCAGGACCAGUUCAUAGCCACUCAGCUCCAAAGCAUUUCAGUUCAAGUUAUGAUAUGAAUGGAGGGUCAUGGCUCAAACAGACAUCGGGCAGAGAGCAUAUUCCUCCAAGCUCUUUGUCAAGGGAUGCAAAUGGACACUCUGGAGGUCAUGUCAUUUUGCAUCGUACCAAGAGUCCACUGACAAGUGAACUGCACUAUAGACUUGAAGAAUGUUAUGAACAAUUACGGUGUCUAGAGAAGGAACGAAAGAAGACUGAGGCUGAAAUCUCACAUCUUUGGUCGGGACGAAGACUUUCUUCUGGAAAUGCAACAAACCUGAGACUUCCCCCCAAUCCAUCUAGAGUAGACAAGCUAAUUAUGGAGCAUUUGCGAGAACAUGCAAAGAUUGAAGCCCUAGUUGGACGAAUUGAACGCAUUCGUCAUUCUCCUCUCCAUGUCAGCAUUAGUGAGGGAGUUGAUCUGUGGCAAAGUGGAAUUCGAGAAUUGCAGAAUCGUAGGAGGGAGGAACUAAAUAGCAGCAAUUGCUCAAGAAGCAGGCUGAAUGGUUCUGUACGGAAUCAAGAUAGUACAGAACUCUUGGCCUUAAUAUCAGCUGUGAAGACACUGGCACAAAACACACGUGCAACCCGUACAAUCAUUUGGUGUGCUAAUCAGCUUGUGAUUGGCAAUACUGCAGUUAAUGACAACAUUUUAAAUGAUGCAGACAACACAGUUGCAAUAUCAGAGGAAGUCACUGUGGAUGUGUCUUGACAGAUUGCUCAAUGACACAUUUAGGUGGUUUCAUCUUCCAGCUAUACUUGAAGCACAUCACAUAUUUGGAAAUGGAUUCCAAUGGCAUUAAUUGGUUCAGUGCUACUGAGUGUCAUCAACCUUAAAACAUUGUGGAGAAAAUAUGGCAGAUCUAUCCUGGACAAAAGACCCCUAACCUUUGUCUUGACAAAUGAAACAAGUCUGCAAUGAUGCUUAUAAAUUGGAUUGAAGUGCUUUCUAGCAACAGUACUCUGGUAAUAGAGAAAUUCUGCUUGGCAUUGAAGCUUCAAGUUUCUUCCUUUGGGUUUUCCAAGCAACAUGUACUUAGUUGUGAGAAUGACUGAUACAGGAGUUAGAGGAAAGGUCUUUUUGAUUUGGUGCAGCAGUUGAACCUUGCAGUCAAAGUGCUACUAAACUAAUUUGAGUUAAAGUGUUUUUUUCCACAUUCAAGGUUCAAGAAAAAGUGCUGAUGCUAGCAAGAUAAGGUCAUCAAUUACGUCUAUCAAGUAUUUUGAGAAAUUGGCAAAGAACAUUUAGGGUGAUGGAAUGGGUGAACAUGGAAUACAAUUAUAAAUGUAAUUUUCCGCACUUAGCUUUAGUGUGUCAGUGUUGCUAGGCAACAGACAUUUUAUAGCAGAAGAUUGUACUUAUUCAGGCAACGGAUAUUUUCUUCUUUCGUGCAGUGCAUUCAUUCACAAGAAUGUUCCAAACAAGAAAUCUCACUUGUGCAUUGGGUUGGGGAAGGUGAUAAGGAGUCUUGGCAGGCCAAGUGUUUCUUACUGGUGAAUGAAUUAAAAGAUACAUGGAAGACAGUAUAUUUUGAAUAAUUUGUGCAACUUUGUGUUACUUUAAGCAAAGUUCACUCAUUUGUGUCUUGAUAAGACAAAUCAAAUACUACCUUCCCAACCUGGUAAUUUUACUCAUGUCAUUCAUUACCAGUGACACAAAUCAGAAUAAUAGCUUCUGAUAAUUUUCUGCACAGUUAAUUUCUGGUGAUCAAUAAUACUUUAUCUCACUGAAGAUAGGUAAAUAAGCUUAGCUUAAUGUAUCACUUUAUCCAUAACAAGUGUUUGUCAAUUUGCAGACCAGUUCUUGAAGCACUUUGUGACAGUAGAUCACAGUCUGCAGUAAGAAUGUGUGUAACCAUCUUCAUGACAAGAGGCAGUGCUUGUAUGGACAAAGUUCUAAGCCAGUUCUUAUUCCUUUAUUGCUGAAUACAUCCAGACAUCUUCCAAUGGAAAUGUUCCAAAAAUAAAAGUGCUUUAUUUCAUUGAA